AAUAUGGUAAAUAAAAAAAAUAAGCUACGUUUUUGUUGUUCGCUUAUCUGAUUCUGUGCACUCAGGCCAGAGUGCAAAUUGCGUGACGAAGAAAAUGUUGAAAAACUGCGUGAUUUUUAUAUACAUUACGAUCAGUGACCAUUAAAAUUGCUCGCGUUCACCCCACCCAAGCGGCCGCAUCGACGACGACCACCAACACGAUGGAAUGCGAUGAUGCGGCAGUCGAACGGCAAAAGUUGGUCUCUAAUGACGAAGAGGACGAUCAGGCAACCAUCACCAAUCUGUCUUCCAGUGGGCAGGCAAAAUCCAUCCAAACACCAAUUUCUCCUGUGCUCAGUAAUAAGGUUUUCUCGAGUAGUGAGACCAGUCGCAGUCACAACUCUACCAGCUACACGACAAGCCUCGGGAAAACUAUUCACAGUGAUGCGCCGCCCACAGCUCGUCUGAACUAUAUCAACGAGCGUCGGGUCGGCCAGGAUGCAAAGACUAAACCGAAAAAGAUUCCUAGGGAUCUCACACCGUCCAGCACGGUCAGCUCUUGCAACAGUAGUAAUCUCCCGCUCAGUUCACGGCUUUAUCGCCAGUACCACAAAGCGUCCGAUCAAUCACUGGCCAGUAGCAGCGGUCGACCGAGUUCCUCGAACGCCGCUACCGCCAAUAGCAGUUCGAUUAGUUUGAACAAAAGCUACAGCUUUACCUCGCGGCCAUUAAAGCAUCAUUCUUUUGUCUCAGAAGUACCAGACGUGCGGCAUAUGGAACGGGCCCUGCUCGGACUGCUCGACGAUUUUCAUUCGGGCAAGCUGAAGGCGUUCGGUUCUGGCUGCACAAUGGAACAGAUGACCAGCAUUCGCGAGCAGCAGGAAAGUCUCGCCAAACUUCACUUUGACCUGGGCAACGAAUCAUCGUCGGUCGUCGGAAAAAAUACCGAAGUUCAGUCGCAAAAUAACAUGAAGAAACUGGUCGCCAAGCUGGAGCAGCUUUCCUUCUCUAUCGAGAAACUUCACUCGAGCAAUGUCGAACAGUAGCCCAGUAGAGAUUCGUUUUUUUAGAAUACUACCGUAAGCAUAAUGAUAUUCAUAGUAUGUAAUAAGAAACCCGAAAUCGAGUUCCAGUAGGUGCUAAAAACGAAGCAAACAAUCUUUUCUAAAAUCAAAAUGUUCAUCAUGUGUUUAGUAGUAGACGUUUCGAAAAUUACAUAAUUAUUCAGAAAAAACAACGGAACUUAGGUUCGAAUUAAAAAGAAACGCUUAAGUUUUUAUAACCAUA
Messenger RNA from Malaya genurostris, 1266 nucleotides. RefSeq lists its product as uncharacterized. Bases 201 to 1025 code for a protein of 274 amino acids. The record is from RefSeq and is a predicted model, not a curated record. The transcript has 4 exons. NCBI's taxonomy places the organism in Eukaryota, Metazoa, Arthropoda, Insecta, Diptera, Culicidae.